Messenger RNA from Phodopus roborovskii (desert hamster), 1043 nucleotides. It is a transcript of the gene Them5, whose product is annotated as thioesterase superfamily member 5. The record is from RefSeq and is a predicted model, not a curated record. Gene Ontology annotation, cellular component: mitochondrial matrix. Gene Ontology annotation, biological process: long-chain fatty-acyl-CoA metabolic process; cardiolipin acyl-chain remodeling. Bases 231 to 974 code for a protein of 247 amino acids. Lineage: Eukaryota; Metazoa; Chordata; Mammalia; Rodentia; Cricetidae. The transcript is spliced from 6 exons.
UGAGAUCAGCUAAAGGCCCCAAGCCUGUGGGUGUUGUACCAGCCCAGCCCAGUCUUGCACAGUCACCCUCUAUUCAGUGGGAGCUCCCUGCUAGAAGAAAGCCUGCACCAGGAGCACCUGGUGGAAGGUGUUUUCACCAUCAUCUCAGCAACACUGCCUGAUACUCACUUGUCCUUGGGAGUCAGCCUCUAUCUUCUAUCCAAGCAGAGACAGGAUCCUGGCAUUCAGUUAUGAUGAGAACAGGCUUCCAGAGGGUGGCAAGACUUGUCCACCACAAAGCUCUCCCAAGAAACCCCCAUCUCCUGCCCAAACUCCACCAGGCCUCAGCAUUCGGAUCCUCCACAGAUUCCCUGGUUGCGAGAUUCUGUCCAGAGAAAACAGAUUUAAAGGAUUAUGCCCUCCCCAAUGCCAGCUGGUGUCCAGAUAUGCUGAGUCUGUACCAAGAAUUUCUGGAGAAAACCAAGUCAGGCAGGUGGAUUAAACUGCCCUCCUUCAAGUCCAACAGAGAACAUAUCCAGGGACUUAAGCUCCCAUCUGGGCUGGUAACUGCCUCAGACAAACAGGACUGGCGCAUCUUUACCAGAUGCAUCCUACUGGAAGGACAAGGCUAUGAAUAUGUCAUCUUUUUCCAUCCAUCUGAGAAGAAGUCAGUCUGUCUUUUCCAGCCAGGCCCCUACCUGGAAGGGGCACCAGGGUUUGCCCAUGGAGGGUCACUGGCAGCCAUGAUGGAUGAGACAUUUUCUAAAACUGCCUAUCUGGCUGGAGAAGGACUGUUCACGCUAAGUCUCAACAUCAGGUUUAAAAACUUGAUCCCCGUGGGCUCUUUGGCUGUCCUGGACAUUCAAGUAGAAAAGAUUGAGGACCAGAAGCUUCACAUGUCCUGCAUCGCCCAGAGCAGAGACAAGCAAACAGUCUAUGCCAAGUGCUCUGGCGUUUUCCUUCAGAUGCAGCUGGAAGAAGAUCCACCCCAGUAGCAAUGACUAUGCCUUCAGCAGAGUGGACAGUGGUGAUGACUCGGUCUGCCUGGGACUACCACAUGACAG